AUGUCACCUCUGGAAUGUUCUCAGUGUUUUGGUGACCAACUUCUGCAUAGGACCUAUACCUGGCACCUUACCUUGCACUCGAGGCCAAAUUUUACAAGGAAAAGAAAUACCAGAUAUGAGAACCUAGAAAUUCCAAUCAAUGUGGUUCUACCUCAGAGGGGCACUGCCGAGCCCUUCCUGAGGCUCCACAACCUGUACUCCACUCCUCGCUGCUCACGGCAGGUGCAGGCAGCGCUGCCCCGGCUGAGCCGCAAGGUGGUCAGCCAGCACUCCUACCCGCUCAACCGCUUCUCCUCCGUGCCUUUCGAACCCAUGGAGCGCCCCACCUCCCAGGCAGACCUGGAACUGGAUUACAACCCUCCCCGGGUGCAGCUCAGCGACGAGAUGUUCGUCUUCCAGGACGGAAGGUGGGUGAACGAGAAUUGUCGCCUGCCGUCCCCUUACUUCUCUCCUUCCUCCUCUUUCCACCACAAGCUGCACCAUAAGAGGCUGGCCAAGGAGUACCUACUGCAGGAGGAGAACAGGGCCCUGCGGGAGGAGAACAGGGCCCUGCGGGACGAGAACAGGGGCCUCCGCAAGGAGAACAAGAUCCUGCAGGUCUUCUGCGAGGAGCACAAGGCCACGCUGGGCCGCGAGGAGAGCCGCGCCUCCUCGCCCCCGCUGCACAAGGACAACAACGCGUCCCUGGAGGUGGUGAAGAAGGACAACACGGCCCUGCCGUCGCAGUGCAGCAAGGAGAACAGCACGCUGCAACUCCUGCGGGAGGAGAACCGAGCCCUGCAGCAGCUGCUGGAGCAGAGGCAGGCCUACUGGACCCAGGCCGAGGACAAGGGCGCCGCCGUGGAGGAGAGCAAACCGCUGCCCUCUCCUCACCAGGAGCUGCCGGACCAGGGCCCAGGCCUCUCCUCUCCCUUCGAGGAGCCCAAAGGACCCUCGACCCCGCAGGAUGACUCCAAGACGCUGCGCGCCUUGCGGGAGAUGGUCAGCAACCUGUCCGGGUCUUCCAGGGAGGAAGAGGGCAAGGCGGUCGCAGGCCUGGUGAGUGGGGAGCAGCCCCUGCAGCUGCUGAGAGAGAUGAGCCAGGCGCUGCAGGCCCUGCGCGAGGAGAACCGUCUCCUGCAGGACGAGAACAGGGCCCUGCACGUGCUGCGGGAGGAGCACCGCGUCUUCCAGGAGGAGAACAAGGCCCUGUGGGAGAACAAUAAGCUGAAGCUGCAGCAGAGGCUGGUCAUCGACACAGUGACCGAGGUCACAGCCCGCAUGGAGAUGCUCAUUGAGGAACUGUAUGCCUUCAUGCCCGCCAAGGGCAAGGACCUCAAGAAGCCCAGCAGGGUCUGA
Molecule: messenger RNA, 1338 nt
Organism: Sciurus carolinensis (gray squirrel)
Lineage: Eukaryota; Metazoa; Chordata; Mammalia; Rodentia; Sciuridae
Gene: Cby2
Product: chibby family member 2
Exons: 3
Coding region: 1-1338 (445 amino acids)
Source: RefSeq, a predicted model, not a curated record